This is a messenger RNA of Gilbertella persicaria, 445 nucleotides long. RefSeq names its product small nuclear ribonucleoprotein-like protein E. Bases 68 to 331 code for a protein of 87 amino acids. Gene Ontology annotation, biological process: spliceosomal snRNP assembly; mRNA splicing, via spliceosome. The record is from RefSeq and is a predicted model, not a curated record. Gene Ontology annotation, molecular function: RNA binding. The transcript has 5 exons. NCBI's taxonomy places the organism in Eukaryota, Fungi, Mucoromycota, Mucoromycetes, Mucorales, Choanephoraceae. Gene Ontology annotation, cellular component: U5 snRNP; precatalytic spliceosome; U4/U6 x U5 tri-snRNP complex.
UUUUUCUUUUUUUUUUUUUUUUUCGUUUCUUUCUUGUUUCUUUCUUUUUCGUGAUAGUGUAUACAAGAUGUCUUCCAAAGUGCAAAAGAUUAUGGUUCAACCCAUUAAUCUGAUUUUCAGAUACCUUCAAAACAAAUCCAGAGUUCAGAUUUGGUUGUUUGACAAGAGUGAUUUGAGAAUUGAAGGACAAAUUAUUGGUUUUGAUGAAUUCAUGAACUUGGUUCUUGAAAGUGCUGAAGAAGUCGACAUCAAGAACAAUACGCGCGUCAAAGUUGGCCGUCUCUUGUUAAAGGGUGAUAACAUUACUCUGAUACAAGGUGUUGAAAACUAAAAGAAAAAAAAAGAGCAGAUUUAUAUACGGAAAUGACCAGCCAACACAACAUUGUAUUUAGAUCAAAGCACAGUGUAUGUGUAUAUAUAUAUCUAUUUACAGACGCCAGAUUGU